Portunus trituberculatus (swimming crab) is the source of this 1059-nucleotide messenger RNA. RefSeq lists its product as uncharacterized. The transcript is spliced from 2 exons. The record is from RefSeq and is a predicted model, not a curated record. Gene Ontology annotation, molecular function: nucleic acid binding. The coding region runs from base 1 to 1059 and encodes 352 amino acids. Lineage: Eukaryota; Metazoa; Arthropoda; Malacostraca; Decapoda; Portunidae.
AUGGUCAUCUGUUAUAUUGAUGAUUGCAUCUUUUUUGCUCCCUCGGAGGAGGAGCUAAUUAGCAAUGUGCGUGAUUUAGCUUCUUUCAUUGGCCUCGCUGUGGCUGCCGAGCCAGCUGUUGACCUGGCCCCCGUUCGUUACAAGUACCUUGAGAUCAUUAGGAACAGGGAGCUUGCCCGGCACCAAGGGGAUUAUGCAGCUAGAGUUUCUUUGGAUGAGCAUGCUAAGGAAUUAGUUCUUUGGUGGGAUAAUAAUGUUCCCUUGCAAUCUAAAUCACUGCGUUCUUCUUCCCCUGACCUUGAAUUGUUUGCCGAUGCUUGUCUGACAGGUUGGGGUGCCAUUGUCGGAUCCGUGGCGUCGGGCGGCUCUUGGGCUCACGCGGAGUUAGACCACAUCAAUUGCCUAGAAUUGCGAGCUAUAUUACUUGGUCUCCAGUCACUAUGUAAGAAUGUCAGUAAUGCCCACAUCCGCCUUCGUUCAGAUAACACCGUGGCUGUCGCGUGCCUGAAUCGCAGUGGGAGCACGAAGAUCCGUCUUAACUUUUUGAUAGAGGAGAUCUAUGCUUGGGCCGGGUCUCGGGGCCUUACCUUGUCUGCAGCUCAUGUAAAGGGUACCCAGAAUGUGGAGGCAGAUUCUUUGUCUAGGUUAAAGAAUUUAGACACCGAAUGGAUGUUGGACCCCCUUGUCUUUCGAAGGUUAUGUGACAUGUUUUAUGUUCCCGAUAUUGACCUGUUUGCGUCGCGCUUAAAUGCCCAGGUGGCUACCUAUGUUUCUUGGAAACCUGACCCUGCAGCUACUUUUGUUGAUGCUUUUUCAAUUAAUUGGGCAGACAGGACUUCAUAUGCCUUUCCUCCUUUCAGUCUCAUUGCCAGAGUGCUGCGGAAACUCCAGGAGGACCGGGCUUCCUUGAUCGCGAUUCUACCUCUUUGGCCGUCACAAGCAUGGUUCCCAGGGCCCUUCAGUUUCUUGUUCAGCCACCAGUCCUCCUCCCUCGCCUCCCUGUGUCAUUACCGCAGAACCCUGCUUACAUCCACCCGCGGGCCCGGUCUCUGGUGUUGA